Molecule: messenger RNA, 498 nt
Organism: Dacryopinax primogenitus
Lineage: Eukaryota; Fungi; Basidiomycota; Dacrymycetes; Dacrymycetales; Dacrymycetaceae
Exons: 2
Coding region: 49-375 (108 amino acids)
Biological process (GO): protein import into mitochondrial matrix
Cellular component (GO): PAM complex, Tim23 associated import motor
Molecular function (GO): ATPase activator activity
Source: RefSeq, a predicted model, not a curated record
AGCGAUCCUACCAGCUCCCAACAACCCAAGUCGCGCUUCUUCUCUCUUAUGUCGACUCCUAUUCUUCUCGGCGCUGCAGCAACCCUUGGAGCGGCUCUCGUUGGGAGACAGCUGGUCAAGAGCGGCGUUAUCCGGUUCGGAAAGACAGCCUCUGAGGAGUGGGCAAAGGGUGGCUUCAAGUCGAAGAUGGAUAGGAAGGAAGCGCUGGACAUUCUGGGACUGAAAGAUAAUGCACUAAUUAAGAACCGCCUCAAGGAUGCGCAUCGACACAUCAUGCUCGCCAACCAUCCUGACCGUGGCGGUUCGCCAUAUCUCGCCAGCAAGAUCAACGAAGCUAAAGAUCUCCUUGAGAAGCUCGAUGGAAAAGGGCGAUAGACUGGGAUUGAUAGCCAUCUGUAUCCAUGUGUAGCAGGAGGAGAAAGGGUACUGGCCGGGUUUCUGGGGUACGGAUAUAACGAGGAGUCUCUCCAGUCAAUGUAUUAUCACACGCAGCUCUCU